AUGAAAGCAAUUAAAAAUUUAACUCAGAAAUAUCAUCUUCUGAAACACAAUUAUUUAUGCCAUUUCUACAGUACUUUUAAAGAACCCUUUAAUAAAGGCAUGACACGACUCAGUCCAGAUCGACAAUUAAUUGAAAUCUACGGGACAGAUGCAAGAAAAUUCCUUCAAAGUAUGAUAUCUAAUAAUAUCCCCCAAUCAGGUCCUAAUGUGGGUGUUUUUGCCGGGUUUUUACAACCUCAGGGACGAAUCUUAUGUGAUGUUUUUAUAUAUCCAGUUGUACAUAACACUAUAUGGAGGAAAAAUAGAGGUGGACAAUAUAACAAUGAUGAGGAAGCAUUUUUUAUUGAAUGUGAUUCACAAAGUGUAGAAAAUUUAAUAGAUCAUUUAAAACGCUAUAAACUUCGCUCAAAAUUAUCUUUACGCUUGGUAAAUAAUGAAGAAUGGAAUAUUUGGUCAUCAUGGGGUGUAGAUAUAUCAGAAAGCAAUGAAAAAAAUGAAAUAAUUGGAUGUCGUGACUAUCGUGCGCCUGGAUUAGGUAGAAGAGAUAUUUUACCUGGUAAUGCAAAACCUGAAUUUGAAGCAAAUGAAAUGCCACCAGAAAGCUAUAAAAUAAGAAGGUAUCUUUAUGGAGUUCCGGAAGGUCCUAAUGAAAUUUUUGAAAAUAUUGCAUUUCCUAUCGAAAGUUGUAUCGACUACAUGGGUGGAAUUAACUUUUAUAAGGGAUGCUAUAUUGGUCAAGAGCUUACAACAAGAAUUUAUCAUACAGGUGUUGUAAGAAAACGAAUUGUUCCUAUCUCUUUAUAUAACUCCGACAACUCUCCACCAUCUAAACUUGAAUAUAUUCCAUCUACAAAAGUUCAUAUGCCUAUGAAAGCAAGCCCUAUUGUAAGACAAGAUGCUAAAGAGAAAAAUGUGGGAAAAUUUUGCUCAGGAAUAGGAAAUAUUGGAUUAGGGCUUAUGCGUUUAGAUAGUGUGUUUAUUGAAAGCGAAAAGGACAAAAAAUGCAUUAUCAACUAUGUAGACGAACACAAUAAUGACUGUACUAUUGGAGUUAAAGCUUUUCAGCCAUGGUGGUGGCCCCCAAAACAAAUUAGCAACUAUUGUUAA
Messenger RNA from Pneumocystis jirovecii RU7, 1107 nucleotides. RefSeq lists its product as uncharacterized. The transcript is spliced from 3 exons. The coding region runs from base 1 to 1107 and encodes 368 amino acids. Gene Ontology annotation, cellular component: mitochondrial matrix. Gene Ontology annotation, molecular function: protein binding. The record is from RefSeq and is a predicted model, not a curated record. Lineage: Eukaryota; Fungi; Ascomycota; Pneumocystomycetes; Pneumocystales; Pneumocystaceae.